AUAACAACUGUCAUCCCAAUCGCCUUAUCUCAGUUUGAAGGUCUCCAUCACUCUAUCCGCAACUGAGAAUCCAAAUAGGACUAAAAGAGCCAAGAGAAGUAGGAACAAGAACAGGUAUUUUGGGAAUCUUCAAGCGCUGCGGCCUUUUCAUCUAUUUUUGUCCCACUAAUAGUCUGAAGUAGCAUUUCCCUGGUUGAAACCUCAGACGGUUUCUCUAAUUAUGAUAUCAGUCGAAGUUUUUUCUCCCUUGUCAAAAUCGGCUUUCAAAUGUUUUCAUUUCCACUUUCUCUGUUCUGAAACUUACCACGCAAUAUGUAAGAAAAGAGGAAGGAAAAAAAACUCAUGGCAUUGAUAAACAACACAAAUAUUUUCACACUGAGGAUUAGAUCGCAAGUGGACAGAGGGCAAAAGAUCAGUUUUUGACGUCGUAUUGUCGGUCGUUAGCGUGAAUUACGUCCGCAAUCGCAUUGCACAACAAACUGUCAUAAGUCCUCUGCUCUGUCGUCCCUGUUGGCCAAAAACGUUCGUGUUACUUGAAUUUCGACAUCUCUCACAAUUUGUGAACGGUAUUCACUAAUACGCAGAAGCAUGCAAUUGUGAUUAAUUCUAGUCAUUUAUAUCUGUUUUUUUGGCUGCGGUGAAAGUCAUGUUUCCCACUCUAUUACGUUAUCAUUGGGAGCAAGGAAGCUGUACAUGCAAGCUAACGAAAGGACUCUCAGGAAGAAAUUUACGAGACAGAGAAGCAGUUAGACAAAUUUAUUGAAGACAGCUCUAACUCGGAGAUGACGCAAUUAUUGCCAUCAUUUAAAAGUGUUAGUAUCCCCCGAAAAAUAAGAAGAAGUUCACAUAUUUGCUAUUUUAUGCCUAUGGGAAGUCACCAAACCACAAUUUCUACCUGUCUUCAUUUAUCUUUAAGACCUUUACAGAACCUAGACAUGGCCGAUGUGAUUAACGUCAACGUGACGUACAACAAAACAAAGAGAAUUAUUUGCUAUCAAAAAGACGGAGAUGUUCAGGGAUUUUGCCAUCUUUUUCUGCGCGUCUUCUCUGAUGUGUUACCAAGCAAGGUCACGCCAAUUCAAGUCAAGUUUUUACAGUGCGAUGACAAAAUGGGUCCGGAAGACUACCAGGAACUUCAAAAUAACGAUAAACUUGAUGAUAAAAAGAGACUCCGAGCAUUCAUAUGGAAAGAGGAAGAGAUAGUGAAGGUAAAAAUACCGAGGCGGUCUUCGAUCGACAUUGAAAUUGUUAAUGCAAAAAUUCGUCAAAUUGAAAUUUUAUUGUGAUGUUUUUCCUAUUUAUAUGUUUUUUUAUCUUUUUACCAAUGCGGGCUCAAAAUCGAGAAUUACUCAUGUAAACAUUUUACGUCCCAAAAAUAGAAAGCCGAGUCAUCGUGAAAUCACAAUCCGAAAUACCAUCAAAGCACUGACUUCAAAACGUUUGAUUCGCACCAAAUCUUCCGAAAAUUGCUUUGGCAAGAAUUUCAUCGAAUUAUACUUUGCUUUAUUCUCAUCUAUUCUCAUCUUCAUCAUCAUUGCAUCAUCACCAUUAUUAUUAUUAUUAUUAUUAUUAUUAUUAUUAUUAUUAUCAUCAUCAUCAUCGUCAUCAUAACCAUCACCAUUAUUGCUCUAACUAUCAUUAUAAUAAGAAUUACUCUUUUGCUUAAGGAGUAAGAAAUCUGACGUCUAGUGAGUGGAAGGCAGAUAUAAAUCAUAAACAUCAUUACAUACUAUAGACCAUGUCUGAUAUGUCACACAUUGGGUUUGUCUGGGUUUUGACACUAGGCCUUAUAAGCGCACCAUUAAUGGCCAUAUCCUUUCUUCGAAGGGAUUAUGUUGUCUUAAAGAAAACUCAAAAGUCCAAAUCUCUUGGUAUCCGGUUGAGGCGAGCAUUUCUGGAGGGCUUAUCGACUAUUUGAGGACCCAUCCAGUCAAAAUAAACACCAGUUACCGACUGUGGAGCUUAGUUAGCAAGACCAACGAUGGUAUUAUGAUGAGAGAUACCAAAGAUGGUUCUGUUACUUGCAAUGGAAGUUUUAACAUGGCCCAGAGUGAUGAUGGUAGGUAAAACUUUAUUUACUACUUCAAAACAUAAGUAAGUGAGCUAAAUUUUAAACGCACCUAAACUAAAUACUAAAUGAUACAGAAUGUAACAAGUGUGUUUUUCUUGGCUUUUUCGCAUUCCUUCCCUCCCCUUACCGUGAUUUAGCCUUUGCCCUCAGCCACCACCACGAACGGUGUGUGUUAGGUGCAAGAUAGCAUUGAUACCCAUGCGAAAAAUAUGCGGACAGGAGAGAGUGUCAAUCAUGCCACGUGGCUUAUUAUCACGAUUUGUAUCCGCUUAUCUAUUACAUUGAUCUGAAUGAUCGAUGAAUAUGUGAUGCUGGAGGUCUCCAUUUCUACAAAAUGGAAUUUGAUUAUCUUGAAAAAAACUAACAAACAAACAAACACGCCUUACCCACCAUAUGUGCGGUAUGAUUAGGUUGAAGAGGUGACGCUUUGGGGAGGGGGGAGGGGAGGGGGGUUGUGAUAAGGGUUGUAGUCUUUUAGGACGUCGCACAAGGCAGCCUGUCCUCUGCAUUCUGGUUGCUUGCUGAACUUAAAAUUGCUCUCUUUUUCCCUCUAGUUCGAAUUGAAGCUAUUGAUGGAACAAGACAGAAAACGUUUUAUGUAGCCUUAAUGUUUGAAGACACUAACGCACAGAAGAAUUAUAUGUUGACUGGAACUGGCGAAGGAAACCAAGUUAAAACGAAUGUAAGAAACGCUAUUUUUCACCCAUUCAUCCGUUCGUUAUUCUUUCUUUCUUUCUUUUGUUUAUAAUCGUUCAUUGUUACCACCCACUAACUGAUUGGUUCCAGUAUUUCUUUGUUUUCUUCACAGUUUGGUCAUUUCAUCAUUUGCUAAUAAUAAAAUGAUUACUUUAUUUAAGUUAACUUCUUUAGGAUGUAUGAUUCAGAAGGCUAACGUCUUCCCGUAAUUUUAGUGUAAUAAACCCUAUUAGAGAAACUAUCCUAAGCUACCCUGUUAUACUCUCCCACCGACGCAGCACCAAAGUCUAUUUAGAAACAUACCCCCUUUAUUCAUUUAUCUGAUACAUUGUUACAUUAUUUCUAAAUCAAAGUUGUUUAUAUUUAGGAAGUGCCAGUGUCAGGAAUUAUUUCGGACGUAAGUGUCUUUGAGCCUUUGUACUUCUGGAGCUAUACAAUGUUCAGAAAUUGUUUCUACAACAACUAUUACCUGGGAUACGACCAAACUGGAAAAACAACUUUGGUUGAAAAUUGGGACCUCAGCUAUCCGGACCCUCAAGCACUCUUCAUCCUUAAUACGUUUUAAUUUGACAGGCCAAAUGGCAAAGGAGAAUGUUGGCUAGUUGCUUGAAUUAUUCUUACCUUCAUCCUUAUAAACUUUGUAUAGCAUUAUAUUUUAUUUGGGUUUAUUAUUAUCAGCCUAAUGCUUACUAUGAUUCGUUUUCAAAGAUAAUAAUUAAUGCGAUCAUUAAUCUUUCGUGGGAUGAUACUAUAGACUAUUUGCUACAAUCUUAGUCAGCGUGCAAGUCUCUUUCCAAUUGGAUAGCUGAAAGCACUACUUGCAUUUCAAGGAUGAUUUCAGUAUGGAUUGCUGAAGAAAAGAAGCUCGAUUUUCGUAUUGCAAACUAGCAUUGCGCAAAUUUCUUAACAAAAUAAUUACAGGGAAACAGCAAAUCUUUUGUCUCUUGAAAUUUGCGUUGAUCGUUUCACGAUUGGUUUUUUUUGUUUCUCUUUCCCUCAGUAUUAUCAUUUACAUUUCGCGUCAUGUCAUGUUUCUGGAACUUCUUUUAAGUUGUUUGAAUUGUAUUUUUGCAAUUUUUUCUGCUAUCGUGAAAUCAAAAUCCAGCAAAACAUUAUGAAAUAAGGUAGCCGAGGUUCAACAUUCACUAUUUUACCAUGUUUUUUUUCUCUGAGCUUCUUACAUGUAGAUUUACCGUUUUUUUUCCUUGUCCUAUAAAGCUGAUUUUUGUCGCGCCUAUGGUGAUUAUAAGAUCUACCAAAGUAUGUCUAAAAAAAAUUGACCUUUGUAGUUUGCUAUCAUAAGAUAAAAAAACAUUCAAUGCUGGAAAAUAUUUUAAGUUAUCUCUAGCAAAGCUUUCUUGGAAUUUCAUGCAAAAGAAGUUAAGUUAGGAUUUUUACGAAAUUAUUAAUUAAAAGGUCAUGCAUUAGUAAAAACAACCACCCAGACAACAACAACAACAACUCAACAAAUUUAAACAAAACAAUAGCAUGCGUUAGCUUCUUUAAUCUCUCUCUCACCCUUUUCCUCUUCAGCCUUCAGUCUGCGUCCAGACACUAAGCAAAUAAUUGAACCCUUUCCUUGCCGAAAACAUCACGGAUUAUAUCCAUUACACGUAAAAUGGCUGCAGAAAAUUGUUAAAACAAGCAACAGACCAAGAGAACUGCAUCGAUAAUUUCCUUGGCAUCUUACUUCAGUUUGAUAUGAACCCUUAACACUCACGUUUUAGCGUCACCGUAUAUAUUGACUGUAAAAAUUGGUUUUGUUUUCUGCAUUGGAAAAUAAGGACUAAGCUUUGGCAUACCUUCCUGGAUGAGAAUAUCCGUACUGGCAUACUUAUCAUGAACACUGACAAAUGCACUAAGACACAAGAUGAAAAACAAAAUGAUGAAGAAAAAAUUAAAUGAAUAGAAAUAAUAAUAAUGAUAAUAAUGAUUAUUGACGUGCGUGACUGAUGCCCUAGGUGCAUGGUAUGCGCCUGGCUGAUGCACAAAAAGAACACUAGCAAAGACUCUGAUAGAAGAG
Molecule: messenger RNA, 4790 nt
Organism: Pocillopora meandrina
Lineage: Eukaryota; Metazoa; Cnidaria; Anthozoa; Scleractinia; Pocilloporidae
Source: the annotation of a GenBank genome assembly